Gongylonema pulchrum is the source of this 426-nucleotide messenger RNA. Lineage: Eukaryota; Metazoa; Nematoda; Chromadorea; Rhabditida; Gongylonematidae. The record is from the annotation of a GenBank genome assembly.
AUGGCAGACCAUCGGGAGAAGCCGCGAGAGACAUUCCGAUCAGAGGUAAAUGAAUCGAUUGAAGCGCAAAAGGACAAUGUGAAAAUUACGAAAAGUACGGGUAAAACUUCAGCUAGAACGGACACUGAUGCUGAAUCCCGAGCUAUUUCGUCGACAAGUAGCCAUUCAGUGGCUUCAAAAGGCAAAUUUACCGUUGGUCCUUACGGUGAUGCACCUUCAGCGGUUGCAGCGCAAUCACCCGGAUUGCCCAAAAAUGUCAAAAAUGAACCAACUGAAAUUUGGGCUGAUAACCACGAAAAAGCAUCUGGCGAUAACGCGACAGCAGCUGUAGCAGCAGCUAACUCGUCUUCUGAUAACAAGCCAUCAUCUUCAUCAUCGCAAUCAUCUGGCAGUGUCAGUAGUUUAUCACCAAAAGAAACACAGUAA